UCAAAUCAUUGGGAACGGGGUGUGGUCACUGUACUAUAAUUGGAUCCGAUGGCUUGGAGCAGCCCCCGUUUGGCCCCCUUUUCAAUAGACCUGCAUAUUAUUGUCACACAGCACUUGCCAAUACCCCUGGAUUACCCUAUAGCGACAUGGAAUCACGGAACACCCAACGCUGCCUUACUCAUUCAUCGGCAAAGGUCUUUAAAAGGUUGUUGCUGUUGAUUGCUGGUCCUUAUCCGCGAAGAUGCCAAGCUCGGGGUGCCCUUUCUGCAAGAUCCCGCUCGUGAUGAUUGUGUUUGAGUUGCUGAUCCUUUUUCCGGGACUGGAGACACGAACUCUAGAUCAAACUGAUUCCAAUUUCCUCGUGCCAUGUUUAUUGGCCAUGUGCCAUCCGUUUGCAAUUUCUGUAUGCACAACAGAAACCGUAAAGUCAGUGUGGCUAGUCGCACAAGCGCUGCAAGAAACGAGGAACACCUUUGGCCGCGAACGGGAUCUACUAUCCGUCAUGUACUGAAUCUCAGAAGGCAUGAACAUAACCAGAUGCGUUUCUUGUGGGUUGGCAGAGUUGGCAUUGACUGAGAAGUCUACGUUAAAAUGAUUAACG
Messenger RNA from Truncatella angustata, 601 nucleotides. RefSeq lists its product as uncharacterized. The transcript has a single exon. The record is from RefSeq and is a predicted model, not a curated record. Bases 242 to 511 code for a protein of 89 amino acids. Lineage: Eukaryota; Fungi; Ascomycota; Sordariomycetes; Amphisphaeriales; Sporocadaceae.